This is a messenger RNA of Tachysurus fulvidraco (yellow catfish), 2678 nucleotides long. RefSeq names its product nucleobindin 1 (gene nucb1). Gene Ontology annotation, cellular component: extracellular exosome; endoplasmic reticulum-Golgi intermediate compartment. NCBI's taxonomy places the organism in Eukaryota, Metazoa, Chordata, Actinopteri, Siluriformes, Bagridae. Gene Ontology annotation, molecular function: calcium ion binding. The record is from RefSeq and is a predicted model, not a curated record. The transcript is spliced from 14 exons. The coding region runs from base 240 to 1604 and encodes 454 amino acids.
UUAGCCGAGAUGUGUCGCGUGUGGAUGACGUAAUCAUCCCGGGACCGUUGAAACGUGACGACGACAACAAUCGUGUUGUGUUUGUGUUGGAGGUGUUUGUUGUUGCAGCAGGACGCAGUUCCACGUGUCAAACACAAUCUGAUGGUUUGAAUAAAAAAACUCUUAAAGAGAGAAAAGCCAUAAGAGCUGCGAGGUGAAUCGAGCUGCCGUGUGUUCGGGUUCACCUGCACUACAGGAGUAUGGUGGGAGUUUGUGUCUGGCUGCUGCUCCUGUCUGUGUCGGUCAGGGUGUGGUCAGUGCCGAUAGAGAGAGGUCCUGCCGCACAGGACGAGAAAGCAGAGGAAAACGUGGACACAGGGCUGUAUUAUGACCGUUACCUGAGGGAGGUGAUCGAGGUUCUGGAGACGGAUCCUCACUUCAGAGAGAAACUGCAGAGUUCAAACACAGAGGAUAUUAAAAAUGGACGCCUCAGUAAGGAGCUCGAUCUGGUGGGUCAUCAUGUGCGAACUCGGCUGGACGAGCUGAAGAGACAGGAAGUGUCUCGCCUCAGGAUGCUGCUCAAGGCCAAACUGGACAGCAGCAACAUGCAAAGUGUUCAGAUGGAUCACGUGUCCUUACUGAAGCAGUUUGAACAUCUGGAUCCUCACAAUCAGAACACAUUCGAGGCCAAAGACCUGGAGCUGCUCAUCGCCACGGCCACUAAAGACCUGGAGAAUUAUGAUGCGGAGCGUCACGAGGAGUUCAAGCGUUACGAGAUGCUGAAAGAGCACGAGAGGAGGGAGUACCUGAAGAGUCUGGACCAGGAGAAGAGGGAGAUGGAGGAGAAGAGGAUGGAGGAGAUGAAGGAGAAACACCGCCAGCAUCCCAGAGUUAACGCUCCGGGGAGCGUUGACCAGCUGAAGGAGGUGUGGGAGGAGACAGAUGGUCUGGACCCACAGGAGUUCAACCCCAAGACCUUCUUCAAACUCCACGACACUAACGGUGAUGGCGUGCUGGACGAGCAGGAGCUGGAAGCACUUUUCACAAAGGAGCUGGAGAAGGUGUACGACCCGAAGAACGAAGAGGACGACAUGAUGGAGAUGGAGGAAGAAAGACUGCGGAUGAGGGAACAUGUCAUGAAAAACGUGGACCUGAAUCAGGACCGACUGGUCAGUCUGGACGAGUUCCUCAAAUCCACAGAGAAGAAAGAGUUCAGAACCCCAACAGAGUGGGAGACACUGGACGACACGAAGCCGGUGUACACGGAGGAGGAGCUUCAGCGCUUUGAGGCGGAGCUUUGGGAUAAACAGGUGGAGCUGAGCAAGAGGGCGGAGACUCUGAGACAAGAACAGGAGCUUCUGAAAGAGAGAGGCAAAGCACUAGAGGCUCAAAAGAAGGAGUACCAGCAGGCGCUGAUGGAAAUGUCUCAGAGACAGAAAGCCCAGCAGGCGGCGCAACAACCGCCUCCAUCAGGCCCUAACGGAGAACUGAGGUUCCAGCCGGACGCUCAGAACCCGGCUCAAGAACAGAUUAAGGUUGGAAAAGUGGCUGUCGAUCAGAACGGAGACAUCCAGAACGGCCCACCUGCUGAGCCACCACAGAACUUUCCUCAACACACACCAUAACAGAACACACACACACACACACACACUGCUGCUAAACCCUCUCCUCAUUAUAACCUCCAUCUGCAGCCAUGCUUUUGUUACGUUUUGGUUCCUGGUUUUUAAUCUCGCUUGAUCUUGAGUGAUGUCGCUAGCCGUCGCAUGUCGGUUAAUGGUAAAACUUUUCCUGAACGAUUUGCAUAUUAAUUUGCAUAAUUAAUACAUUUUUUUAAAGACGUACAACCAAAAGUGAUGCGGUUCAGCUUCUACGUAAAGCUUCGACUUUUACUCGGACAUCACUCGCAUAGCGUAGAUCUCUGAUCUGAGGCUCACUCUGUAGUGCAGCCGCAUUGCAUUCUGGGACAUAAACAUAUUUAAUGAGUUUCAGGGUGGAGUUUAGUUGAAUAACGUGCGAGUUUUUUCUGAAAAUUUCCAGCCUUUUACAGUCUUAGAAAAAAAAAAGAGCUUUGUGUUUUUGGAAGACUUUUAUUUUGAAUGUUGUGGAUCGGCUGAGGUGUUUUGCACUGGAGCUACAAGGCUAAUGUUGCUUAGAAGCUAACAGGCCGACAGAAGUCUAGACGGCGGCCAUCUUGGAUGUUCGUAAUUACUUUAUUCUGCGUUUGACUCAUCACAGAUUUGAGGACUUGUCGUCGACAGACAAUCUUUUGGAAUCAUCUUUUCUUUGUUGUAGAUUUAACAAGCUACAAAGGGCCUUGAUGUUCUGAUGUCACGUCCUGUGGAGGGUUUUACUGUGGAACACAAAAACAGCAUUAUUUCUCCAUGUGAUUUUAUGACCCCGCCCCUAUAUUCAAAGGCCACACCCCUAAAGGUGAAUAAUACUUUAAAGAGAAAUGGAUGAUCAGAAAUCUUAAGCAUAAAAGUCAUUAUUUAGGGUUUUGUACUUUUUUUUUUCCCCAAUUUUUUUGCAUGAAUUCUGUUUUUCAACCUGUUGCACAUUUUGCUCUAUAAACUGCUGUAAUUUGAAUUGCACACACACACAUACACACACACACACACACACACACACACACACACGACAGUGAACAGGAAUUCUCUGGAUUCUGUUCAUUAUUUUAAUCAUAAUAAAGUCUAAACUGA